CAUAGUUGGGCGGGCGAGCUCUGCCGCUGCCGCCGGAGGCUCCAGCUCCUGCGAGUGUACGUUGCACGGGAAGGGGGAGUGCGCCUUGAACGAGUCCGACGACGGGAGGGCCCAGCAGCUGUCGAUGCAGAAUGAGCGGGCCGUCCAUGACGUGCUGGCGAGCUGGGGCGGCCGAAGUGACGUGGCCACUUCGCUAUGGCAGGACGCCUACCACGCCAGUCUGUCUCGCCUCUGGUGAUGAAGUGCUCGGCUCCAGUAGCGUCAGACUGGGGCCUCCUUGUGGUCACGAGGUGUUUGUGGAAAUGCCACAAUGCUGCUGCACGUGUGUUGCAGUCAAAGAGGGGAGAGUGUACCAUACCAACCGGAUGCUCAGCUUCUACGCCCCCGCCUUUUCAGAUCACCGAAGACUUCUCGACAAGUUGGUGUUGUAUGGCCUGGUUGAGCUCAAGGUUAACGGAGACAACAAUUGUCAGUUUGGGGCAUUGUCUGAUCCAUUUUACCGAACUCCUGAACACCAUAGAUUUGUGUGGCAACAGGUGGUCAAUCAGCAGCACAGCCGUAUGUACAAGAAGCAGAGCGCAUCAGUUCAUGCUCGAGCCCCGAAGAAGGGUUCUAGUGGCGAUGCCGACGGUCGUCGAGAGGUUCGUGGACUGGACGGUGUCGUGUCUGCCGAUGUACGGAGAGGCGAAGCUACUGCUCAUCAUCUACCUCUGGUAGCCCAGCACACGGGGUGCGGGGCACGUGUACGAUGGCUUCCUCCAUCCGCUGGUGGCGUGGCACGAGGCCGACAUCGACCGGGGCCUGCUUGAGCUGAGGGCUAGUGCGAGGGACGUGACGGCGUCACAACUCAAGGCGGCGGCUGCCAUCGGUCAAGUGUGGCUCGUCAAGGCUGCCCGCUAUGUUUCGUCGCAGCUGCAGGCCGCGAGAUCAGGCCGGGAAGGCGCCACGCAUUGAGGAGUGAGCCAAUUUUUGGAUCGGACCAUAACAACGUGUCUCAGUCUCUGACGUCUAGAAGUAGUGGUAAAUUUUUGAAUUUGCAUGGCAAGGACCACUUACGUAGGUAGCUGACACGCACAAUACUAUGUUUACACUCUUACUUAUGUAAAAGAUAUGAAUUAUACAUGAGUUGCCUCUACAAUGAGGAACUGUGAUAGUA
Molecule: messenger RNA, 1156 nt
Organism: Triticum dicoccoides
Lineage: Eukaryota; Viridiplantae; Streptophyta; Magnoliopsida; Poales; Poaceae
Exons: 8
Coding region: 132-809 (225 amino acids)
Biological process (GO): protein deubiquitination
Molecular function (GO): cysteine-type deubiquitinase activity
Source: RefSeq, a predicted model, not a curated record